AUGCCCAACUUCGAUGAGGGAACAUCCUCGGAUGUGCGCGUCACGGCGGCCCGCGGGACACGGUUGCAGAUCAGUGAUAGUAUCAAGAGGGAGUCGAGAGGCGCCGUGAAAACAGCCAUAGACAUCCUAGGGAUCGCAGCAUCUAUGACGCAGAAUGUGCCCUACCUCGGUGUCAUCGCGAAUGUGCUAUCUGAAGUGUUGAAGAUACAGAAUGAAGUUGAUGCGUAUAGAAAUGACUGGGAAGGGGUUAUGGGAGUUGCCCGACAAAUCGCUGCUAUAAUCAACCAAGUCCGUGAACAGUGCGAAUCGGCGGACAUUACCUCGGAGAACGCCUUCCCGCAAGUCCUAAAGGAGCCUUUCGAGGAUUUGGAGAGGUGUAUUGCAAAAACGAUUACGUCCAUGAACAGAUGCAUAGCACGUCCCACGACCGAUGGUUCCACGAGUGUGGCAAGGAAGCUCUCUAUCCGCGCGCGUGAAUACCUUGAGCGCGGGGAGACUGGCAUGGAGGUUAAGCAAUGUCGCGCAGAUAUGCAAGCGGCUCUGGACUUGUUCAACACUAAGCUGCAGAUUGAUCAGUCCUUCAGAAUGCACGCCAUGACAGCCAUUCUCAAUGAUCUUCGUCGCACUCAUUCGCAUACUGAACACCCUCCUCCUCGUGACGUGCAACAACCUGUUGAACAUACUCAACCACUGGUUCAAACUGCUCCAGAAACCUCGCGAGUGAUGCAUUCCAGCGUCUCCCGGGCGCUCCCACGUGUCAUGGCGUCUUUGCCCGCCGCUCCUAACAUUUUCCAUGGUCGCACAAAUGAAAUAAACCAUAUCGUUGGACUGUUGGUUCUUCAAGCCCCUGCACGCGUCGCCAUCCUGGGUCCCGGAGGGAUUGGAAAAACAGCAUUGGCACUGACGAUUAUGCAUCACCCUGAGGUAGAGGCUCUCUUCUCCUCCCACAGGUUCUUCCUUUCCUGCGAGGCCGCAUUCACCGCCGAUGCCAUGGUGCAAGAAUUCAUGAGGGCCUUUGAUUUGAGCGAUACUGCUAGCGAUCACAGGUCCCCGCGAGACACGAUUAUCUCCCACCUGUACACCCUCCCGUACGGGAUUAUCUGUGUCGAUAACUUCGAAACACCCUGGGAUGCAGACUCAGUGGCCGUUGAGGCCCUGCUCGCCCAAUUCGCGUCACUCGCCCACUUUGCGCUCAUAAUCACAUCGCGCGGUGCUGAAAGACCAAGAAAUAUAGCCUGGUCGCAACCGACACUUGCGCCAAUCAAAUCGCUAGACCAUGAGGCUGCAUUAGUGACCUGGAGGUCGAUAUGCCCACUGCAUGACGAGUUCUCUCGGAGAUUAAUGGAGGCGGUUGACUAUGUCCCUUUGGCCGUGACGCUACUCGCUCAACUUGCUGUUAUCGAGAGCUCAGAGGUGCUUUGGUCGCGCUGGGAGCUCGAGCAAACGAGUUUGCUCCAGACUGCGCGAGGUCCGGAGCAUAGAUUGAACAACGUUGAGAGUUCCAUACGGCUGUCGCUCUCGACCCCGCUUCUUCAUAACAAGCACGAGGCCCUACUGCUAUUGAGCCUCCUUUCUGUCCUCCCACAAGGGCUAUCAGAGUCUCGUAUCCCAUCAUUUGCAGAGGCUUCGGCUCAAUACUUUUCCAAUCUGCGAUCCUCGAUAACGCUAUUGAAACAAUGUGCUCUGGCAUAUUCAUCCGAUGACGGAUUUCUUCGCAUCUUGUCCCCAAUACGGCAUUACAUGCUUGCCAAUCAUCCUAUCCAAUCUGCACAUCUAUCAUGUUUGGCUGAUGUGUACUGCAACGUCGUCGAUUUCUACGCCGAGUUUUCCACGCGUUUAGCGUAUGCUAAGAAGAACCUGCUACCAGAGCUUGCGAAUAUCUCUGCGGUGUUCACGCACUGUCUGAAUCGGGAUAUUCAGCCUGUGCACAAGAUCUUGCGCGCGAUCAUGUCGUUCUCUCGAUUAUGUCGGGUUCUCCGCGUCUACAACGUGUCGCUACUGGCAGAAGCGAUCAGACAUGCAGGGAACGAGAGUCAAUCUCUUCGAGCAUCACUUUUGUAUCAGAAGGGCAUGUGCGCAUAUUACCAGAGCCUCGAUGACGACUCAAUAACGGCUCUUCAUCAAGCUCUUGCUCUAUACCAAGCUGAGAAUAAUGAACAGGGGCAAGCUCGAUGCCUUGAGAGUCUAGGAGAUGUUUACCAGACCCUUCGUCGCUUUGACGCUGCAAACAAUGCGCUUUCGUCUGCAUUCGAUCUUUACGCCAAGAACGGCAAUAGGCUAGGGCAGGCAAACGCCCUCGCUACAAUCGGAAAGGUGUACACCAACCUUGGCGAGCAUGAUCUGGCGAUGCAGAAGUUGAGAUCUGCGCGUGACCUGUACAUCGAGCUUGGUGAUCGUUUGGGUACUGCCAAUACCCUGAAGAACAUCGGAGCAUUGUACAAGAGUCUUAACCACCUCGGAAAGGCAAAGCACCGCCUAAAGUCGGCGCUGAGUCUUUUCGAUGAGAUCGGUAACCGGGCCGGGAAGGCGAAAGUCCUUGAACUCAUGGGGACCUUGUAUCGGGAUCUUGGUGAACCAGGCAGGGCUGAGCGCAGGUUCCGAUCCGCUCUUGCAGUCUUCCGGGAGAUUGAAAGCAUACAGGGGGAAAUUGAUACUCUCAACUCGCUCGGCGCCUUUCUCGAAGACAUACAUAGACUGACCGAAGCUCGCGAUCUCCUUCAACGCGCUCGCGACUUGGCUUUAGACGCACCAUACCCGAGCGGUCAAGCUCGGGCUAUACACUACCUUGGGGUAGUACAUGUGAAGUGUAGCGAGCUCGACGAAGCUGAGACAUGCUUCCAGCAGUCGCUGCGGUUAUACGAGGAGUCGCAAGACCAUUCCAGCGCCGAGUCGCUGCGUAGUGUCCUCGGAAGCCUACGCCAAUCCCGCUCUGGCUCAACGAGCCCUCCCCAAAUCACGUAG
Molecule: messenger RNA, 2961 nt
Organism: Peniophora sp. CBMAI 1063
Lineage: Eukaryota; Fungi; Basidiomycota; Agaricomycetes; Russulales; Peniophoraceae
Source: the annotation of a GenBank genome assembly